Molecule: messenger RNA, 2328 nt
Organism: Fraxinus pennsylvanica
Lineage: Eukaryota; Viridiplantae; Streptophyta; Magnoliopsida; Lamiales; Oleaceae
Source: the annotation of a GenBank genome assembly
AUGGCGAAGGGAGGAUUACUUUUUCUUCUCUAUUCUUUAUUGCUUUCGACUCUUGUUCUCAACUGCCAAUGCCAAGAAAGAAAGCUUCACAUUGUCUACAUGGGAAAUAAGCCUGAAGGAGAUGCAUCAGUUGCAUCAGCACAUCAUUCCAUGCUGCAUAAAGUACUUGGAAGCCCUUCUUCUGCCAAAGAAUCAUUAGUUCACAGUUAUGGGAGAAGUUUUAACGGAUUUGCAGCCAAGCUGACUAAAGAGGAAGCCACAAAGAUUUCAGGAAUGCAAGGAGUUGUAUCUGUAAUCCCAAGCCGACAUUACAAACUUCACACAACAAGGUCUUGGGAUUUCUUGAAUCUUACCGUAAACAAAGUUGGAGCUCCUCAAGAAUCAGAUGUCAUUAUUGGACUCUUAGACACUGGAAUCUGGCCAGAGCACCCUAGCUUCAACGACUCAGGUUAUGGCCCUCCACCGGCUAAAUGGAAGGGGACUUGCAAUUCAAAUAUCACCUGCAACAACAAGAUCAUUGGAGCACAGUACUACAACAGCGAUGGUGAGUAUUACGAUACAGAUAUCCCUUCUCCAAGAGACUCAGAAGGACAUGGUACGCAUACUUCCUCGACUGCUGGAGGGAACGAAGUGUCAGACGCGAGCUAUUUUGGUCUAGCAGAGGGUCUAGCAAGAGGUGCUGUUCCAAGUGCAAGAAUUGCGGUGUACAAGGUUUGCUGGUCAUUUGGAUGCGGUCUCGCAGACAUCCUUAAAGCCUUCGAUGAUGCAAUUGCAGAUGGGGUUGAUAUUAUAUCAGUUUCCUUGGGAGGUGGACCAGAGGAUUAUUUUGACGAUCCUAUCGCUAUCGGAUCUUUCCAUGCCAUGAGAAAUGGAAUUUUAACAUCCAAUUCAGCUGGAAAUUCUGGUCCUUUUCCCGUAACAGCUUCCAAUGUUGCACCGUGGACCCUAACAGUUGCUGCUAGCACCAUUGACAGAAAAUUCGUGGCCAGAUUGCAACUCGGAAAUGGGAUAAUCCUGACAGGCAUCUGCAUUAAUAACUUCGAUCUCAACGGGACUUCAUAUCCCUUAAUCUGGGGAGGAUCGGCUCCAAAUUAUACCAUCGGCUCUAGUCCCGAUAUUUCUAGAUUUUGCCUUCCUGAUGCCAUGAAUAAUGACAUAGUGGCUGGAAAAAUUGUAUUCUGUGAACUACUCUCGGAUGGCUCUGGCAUUCUAUUGGCUAAUGGCGUUGGCACGAUUAUGGCAGAUCCAUUUGUCGUGGAUCCUGACUUCGCCUUCAAUUUUCCAUUACCAGCAACCUUGAUAACACCAGAAGAUGGCCAUAAAGUUUUGGAUUACAUAAGAUCCACAGACAACCCGACUGCAACCAUUUUUGUCAGUGAUGCCUGGAAAGAUGCCAUGGCUCCUAUAGUCGUCUCGUUUUCUUCCAGAGGACCGAAUCCUAUCACCCCAGACGUUCUUAAGCCCGAUAUCACCGCCCCUGGUGUGGAUAUUCUUGCUGGCUGGUCCCCAAUAGCGCCGCCUUCAGGCUACUAUGACGACAAGAGGAGCACACUCUUCAAUAUCAUUUCAGGGACAUCCAUGUCUUGUCCUCAUGCCAGUGGCGCUGCUGCUUACGUAAAAGCCGUCCACCCGAAUUGGUCUCCGGCUGCUAUUAAGUCUGCCCUUAUGACAACAGCAUCCAUUAUGGAUACAAGGAAACACCCGGAUCUUGAAUUCGCUUAUGGAUCCGGGCAAAUCAACCCAGUAGCUGCAAGGGACCCUGGACUAAUUUUUGAUAUUUCUGAGGCAGAUUACAUUAAUUUCCUCUGCAAGCAGGGCUAUAACACUUCGACUCUGAGGCUAGUCACUGGAGAUAACAGCACCUGUACCAGUAUAACCCCUGGUCGAGCAUGGGACCUAAAUUACCCUUCAUUCUCGUUAUAUGUUUUAGAUGGCCAGAAGAUCUCAGCCACGUUCACUAGAGAAGUGACGAAUGUGGGUGCAGCAAACUCGACUUACACAGCUAGCAUUUUCAUGCCUACAGCGAUUAGUGUUACAGUCGACCCAUCUGUCCUCACAUUCUCAUCUGUUGGACAGACGCUCUCGUUCUCAGUGAAGGUCGAUGGACCUGCAAUUUCCCAGCAGCCAAUCAUGUCAGGAGCCAUCACAUGGACUGAUGGAAUCCAUGCGGUCAGGACUCCUCUCGCGGUCUACAACUAUAUCCCUGGUGCUCCUUACAAUCUUGAGUCGGAAACUUCCUCUUACACACCAACGAAGAGAACUGCUUUCAAGAGUUCUUCCAUAUAUCGCAAAGACGGAAUCAUGGGACAUCUCAAAACACGUCCAUGA